UCUUUCGUUGGGUUAAACGUGUUUGUUUGUUGCAGUGCCUCGUGACGUGCGCCGUUUUAAUUCUGGCCGCGGGGGCGGGACAUCCCAUCGGCUUCUCCGCCGUCGCGCUCCCGCAGCUCAGGAACGAGACUUCCAACAUGAGGAUAGACGAAGAUAUGGGAUCGUGGAUCGCCAGCAUUCACUCAGCCGCCACGCCCCUUGGUUCAAUGGUCUCCGGCCCCAUAAUGGAGUUCAUCGGCCGGAAGCGCACGCUACAAAGCUGCACGCUACCCCUCAUCAUAGGGUGGAUCAUCAUAGGCACGUCCAUACACAACGGCAUGCUGCUGUUCGGCAGAGUUCUCUGUGGUUUCGCUGUUGGAGUCAUGGCAGCGCCUUCACAGGUUUACUUGGGCGAAAUAGCCGAACCGCGGCUGCGAGGCCUGCUGAUCGGAGCGCCGUUCGUGGCGUAUUCCUUGGGCGUUCUCUACGUUUAUGCCCUGGGCGGGGUACUGCCAUGGCGGUCCGUCGCUCUGCUGUCAAUAGUGCUCCCAGGGUUAGCGGUUGUGGCGCUCUGCUUUUCACCCGAGAGCCCUACGUGGCUGGCCAGGCAGGGCCGGUUCCACGAUGCCAUGGCUGCGAUGGCUCGCCUGCGCGGUGAUCCUGAUAUUGCUCAGCGCGAGCUCCACGAGCUGAUAUCAGCUCGGGAGAAGGAAAAAGCGAGGGGAGAGCACAGCAUCCGAUUCUUCGCGACUGUGACCCGCGCGCCGGUGCUGAAACCAUUGCUGCUGAUCAACUUGUUCAACAUGCUGCAGAUUCUGUCCGGCAGCUAUGUGGUCAUAUUCUACGCGGUGGACAUGGUCAGGGACUCGGGCGGUGCGCUCGAUCCUCAGGUGACCGCCAACGCGAGCGCCCUGGUCCGCCUCUGCGUCACCGUGGUCGCGUGCGCGCUGCUCAUGCGUCUGACCCGGCGCGUGCUUGUCAUGAUCUCGGGCGUCGGCACCGCCGUAUGUACCCUUUCCCUCACCUACGUGUUGUCCCAGGGAACCGACGGCUAUGCCGCACCCAUCCUCAUACUGUCCUACGUAGGCUUCAACACCUUAGGCUUUUUCCUCCUCCCCGGCCUAAUGAUAGGCGAACUCCUCCCUACCAAAGUACGCGGCCUGUGCGGCGGCUACAUAUUCUGCCUCUUCAACGCAGUCCUAUUCGGAUUCACUAAACUUUACCCGGUCAUGAAAGACAAGAUUGGCAUGACGGGUGUCUUCGGGCUUUUCGGCGCGUCAUCCUCACUCGCUACUGUAGCCCUAUUCCUUUUACUGCCAGAGACGAAGGGCAAGUCUCUGUUGCAGAUUGAACAGUAUUAUCAGAAACCUAACUUUUUGUGGGUGACGAGGAAAAAAGCUGCGAAUAACCAAGAGGUUUGAAUUGCAGUAGAAUAAUUGUAGUGUGAAAUGUACUUAAGUGAAACUUUGGACCACUGACAAUGAAAAUAUGUAUAACUUAUUUAUUAGCAUUUUAACUAGGUAUACUGGGAGCACGAUUUUUUAUUGACACACAAACAUAUGUA
Cydia amplana is the source of this 1543-nucleotide messenger RNA. It is a transcript of the gene pippin, whose product is annotated as facilitated trehalose transporter Tret1. The annotation marks the transcript as partial. Gene Ontology annotation, biological process: transmembrane transport. Gene Ontology annotation, molecular function: transmembrane transporter activity. Gene Ontology annotation, cellular component: membrane. The transcript has 5 exons. NCBI's taxonomy places the organism in Eukaryota, Metazoa, Arthropoda, Insecta, Lepidoptera, Tortricidae. The record is from RefSeq and is a predicted model, not a curated record.